This is a messenger RNA of Phyllostomus discolor (pale spear-nosed bat), 2901 nucleotides long. RefSeq names its product junctional adhesion molecule 2 (gene JAM2). Bases 481 to 1377 code for a protein of 298 amino acids. Gene Ontology annotation, cellular component: tight junction; cell surface; protein complex involved in cell adhesion. The transcript is spliced from 10 exons. NCBI's taxonomy places the organism in Eukaryota, Metazoa, Chordata, Mammalia, Chiroptera, Phyllostomidae. Gene Ontology annotation, biological process: leukocyte tethering or rolling. The record is from RefSeq and is a predicted model, not a curated record.
GCCCCGGCUCCUCGCCCGGAGGACAGCUGGCAGCCCCGCGCAGGACCAGACACAAAGCCGAUCAAUCCCGGCGGCGCGGGGGUGGGGGACGACCCAGCGGGGCUUCCCUUGCACUCCUCCCCUCCUCCAGCCCCCUCAGUAGGACCCAGCCGACACCUCGUCCGGCUUCCACCGCCCGCCCCCUGUAACCGCCCUCCCCCGACCCCCCCCUCCAAAAAGGCCCAGACCCCCGCCCCCCCCCCCCCCCAUCCCAGGGCUAGGGGAGACCUGCCUUAGGCGGCCAGCGGAGCAAGCGCCCCAAGCCGGGAGAAACUGACGUCGCCGCAGGGUCGGUCAGUCCCCUCCCACCUCCUCCCCUUCCAGGGCUCCACGAGUCUCUCCUCCCCCCAACCCCAGAAGUUCGGGGGGGCCCUCUCGGCCUCCCGCGCUCCGGCCGCCGGAACCUCAGCCUCCGCGGAGCAGCCACCUCGGCCGGGGAAGAUGGCGAGAAGGAGCGGCCCCCGCCUGCUGCUGCUGCUGCUGCGCUACCUCGUAGCCGCCCUGGGCUAUCAUAGAGCCUAUGGAUUUUCUACCCCAAAAGAUCAUCAAGUAAUCACAGCAAUAGAGUAUCAAGAGGCUGUUCUAACCUGUCAGUACCUAAAGAAGACCAUGGAUUCCAGGCUAGAGUGGAAGAAACUGGGGGAGAGUGUCUCCUUUGUCUACUAUGAACAGGCUCUUAAAGGUGAUUUUAAAGAUCGAGCUCAGAUGCUGGAUUUCAACAUCAGGAUCAAAAAUGUCACAAGAAAUGAUGCUGGGAAAUACCGCUGUGAAGUUAGUACCCCCUCUGAGCAAGGCCCAAGGCUGGAAGAGGAUACCGUCACUCUGGAAGUGUUAGUGGCGCCAGGAGUUCCGUCCUGUGAAAUUCCCAACUCUGCUCUGAGCGGAACCGUGGUGGAGCUGCGAUGUCAAGACAGAGAGGCGAAUCCGGCCCCUGAGUACACGUGGUUUAAGGAUGGCAUCCGUUUGUUAGGGAGUCCAGAGCUUGACGCCCAAAGCACCAACAGCUCGUACACAGUGAAUACAAAAUCUGGAACUCUGCAAUUCAAUACUGUUUCAAAACUGGACAGCGGCGAAUAUUCCUGCGAAGCCCGUAAUUCCGUCGGAUCUCGCAGGUGCCCUGGGAAGCGAAUGCAAGUAGAUGAUCUCAACAUAAGUGGCAUCAUAGCAGCUGUAGUAAUUGUGGCCUUGGUGAUUUCUGUUUGUGGCCUUGGCGUGUGCUACGCUCAGAGGAAAGGCUACUUUUCAAAAGAAACCUCCUUCCAGAAGAGCAGUUCUGCAGCCAAAGCCACCACAAUGAGUGAAAAUGAUUUCAAGCACUCAAAAUCCUUUAUAAUUUAAAAGAAUUCCCCUUUGAGAAACACCAGUACCACAGUUGUUACACAAGUUAUUUAAAGAUUAUAAAACUCUGCUUUGUCUUACAUUUGCAAAGAGGUACAUAAGGAGAUGAAGUUGGUAUUUCAUUAAAAGUUUUGUAAACACUAAAUCACUUGAAAUUGUUAUUUUAAACAAAUAGUUCGGGGCUUCCGGUCAAGAUGGCGGAGUGAGUAAAUGCUGUACUUGCCUCCUCCCACGACCACAGCAAAACUACAACUAAAGUAAAGAACCACCACCACUGAAAACCACCUGAAGUCUAGCUGAAGAGAAGUCCUGUAAGUAAGGAUAUGCAGAAACCACUGCAGACUGGAGGAGGGGCAGAGAUGCAGGACGGGCUGGUCCCACACCCAUAUGUGGCAGUUAAAAAUCAGGAGGGGUGUCUCAUCUACAGAGGUCCCCGCUGAGGAGCAAGGGGCACAGCCCCACACCAGGCAUCGAGCCCAAGGUUCCAGUGCCGGGAAGAGAAGCCCCCAUAACUCCUGGCUGUGAAAACCAGCAGGGAUUGUGGCUCAGUGCAACAAAGAGCUUCUAGAGUCCCAGGCAUUCCUCGUAAAAGCCCACACAUGGACUUCCUAGGACUCAUUCACUCUGAGCUCCAGUGAGUGCUGGGUCAGCAGCACUGAAGGACGUACGGAAACUGAGUAGUCUGGCAUCAGGGCAAAAGCUGGAGGGGCAGCUUUCUCCCAGACAAAGGCGUGGGCAGCGCCAUUGUUCCUUUGCUUAGCCCGCCCCACCACAGAGCUGGCAGGUGUAUCUGAGUCUCCGCUCACCUUGCCCUGGUGAGUCUGAGACCAGGCCACCCGACUUCCGGGCCUGACCAAGCCGCUUCCAGUGGCUUUUCCAUACAAAUAGCCUGUCUUGGCUCAUGGUGCAAACUUUCCUAAAAUCUCUCAAAGGUUCAUAAACUCCAGACAUGUUGGUCUUGGCAUGCCCUGUGCCUCUUGCUAAGCAACCCCAAGCCCAACACUAGUGACAGCCAGCCUCAGCAUGCAGCUUAGCCUCUCCCAGGCAUCUCCAAGCCCAGCAAAGUGGCAGUCAUCUACAGAUCAUCUUGUGGCUCACACCAAGUGGCCCUGAACCAGCACACCCAGUGGCCAGCUUCCAACCACGCCAGACCACCACCCAACCACCUUCACAAACGAGGCAGUGAAUGGACAGACUUGGCAGACACCAGAUCCCUGCCAAAGCAGAUCUGCUGCAUACAAUCAGCCUGUGCACAACAGCUGCUCCACUGUAGUCAUGGUCGGUCAGUCCUCACAGCCAAUCAGUCCCUCCCAUUGACAUGCCAACAGCAAUCCCUCAACUACAAUAGGAGAGCACAUAAAUUCCACACAAGGAACAUACCUGGAGCACCCAGCUCAGGUGACUAGGGAGAUUGCACCACUGGUCCCUACAGGAGACCUAUUACCUAAGGCCACUCUAUCAAGACUGGGAGACAUUGCAGCUCUGCCUAAUACGUAGAAACAAACACAUGGAGGCUGCCAAAAU